UUUCCCAGGCUCCUUUGCGGGUAAACAGACAUGGCCGGCGAGGGAGAUCAGCAGGACGCUGCGCACAACAUGGGAAACCACCUGCCGCUUCUGCCUGCAGACAGUGAAGAUGAAGAUGAUGAAAUUGAAAUGGAAGUUGAAGACCAAGAUAGUAAAGAAGCCAGAAAACCGAAUAUCAUAAACUUUGACACCAGUCUGCCAACCUCACAUACAUACCUGGGAGCUGAUAUGGAGGAGUUCCACGGGAGAACUUUGCAUGACGACGACAGCUGCCAGGUGAUCCCAGUCCUUCCUGAGGUGCUGAUGAUCCUGAUUCCUGGGCAGACACUCCCACUGCAGCUCUCUCACCCACAGGAAGUCAGCAUGGUGCGGAACUUAAUCCAGAAAGACAGGACCUUUGCAGUCCUUGCAUACAGUAAUGUGCAAGAAAGGGAAGCACAGUUUGGGACAACAGCAGAGAUCUAUGCCUAUCGAGAAGAGCAGGAGUUUGGAAUUGAAGUAGUGAAAGUGAAAGCAAUUGGAAGGCAGCGGUUCAAGGUCCUCGAACUUCGAACACAGUCAGAUGGAAUCCAGCAAGCUAAAGUGCAGAUUUUGCCAGAGUGUGUGUUGCCGUCAACCAUGUCUGCAGUGCAGUUAGAAUCACUCAAUAAGUGCCAGGUAUUUCCUUCAAAACCCAUCUCCUGGGAAGACCAGUAUUCAUGUAAAUGGUGGCAGAAAUACCAGAAGAGAAAGUUUCACUGUGCAAAUCUAACAUCAUGGCCUCGCUGGCUGUAUUCAUUAUAUGAUGCUGAAACAUUAAUGGAUAGAAUUAAGAAACAGCUACGUGAAUGGGAUGAAAAUCUCAAAGAUGAUUCUCUUCCUGAAAAUCCAAUAGACUUUUCUUACAGAGUAGCUGCUUGUCUUCCUAUUGAUGAUGUAUUGAGAAUUCAGCUCCUUAAAAUCGGCAGUGCUAUUCAACGGCUUCGCUGUGAAUUGGACAUCAUGAACAAAUGUACUUCCCUUUGCUGUAAACAAUGUCAAGAAACAGAAAUAACGACAAAGAAUGAAAUAUUUAGUUUAUCCUUAUGUGGUCCAAUGGCAGCAUAUGUGAAUCCUCAUGGAUAUGUACAUGAGACACUGACUGUGUAUAAAGCGUCCAACCUGAAUCUGAUAGGCCGGCCUUCUACAGUGCACAGCUGGUUUCCCGGGUAUGCAUGGACCAUUGCCCAGUGCAAGAUCUGUGCAAGCCAUAUUGGAUGGAAAUUUACAGCCACAAAAAAAGACAUGUCACCUCAAAAAUUUUGGGGCUUAACUCGCUCUGCUCUGUUACCCACAAUUCCAGAGACUGAAGAUGAAAUAAGUCCAGACAAAGUAAUACUUUGUUUAUAAGUGCACCUGUAGGAGUGACUUCCUGACAGAUAUUUCCUCAAGUCAGAUCUGCCCAGUCAUCACUGCCUCUGAUAUAUGUGUAUAGUGGGUUACAGCAUUUGCCUACCAAGUUCAAGAGCAUAUUUAGGGAAUGAGAAAGCAGUAUAAAACAUAAGGCUGGGUUCCAAAAUACUUGCUUUUUAGUAGCUUGGUGCCAUGGAUUAUCCUGUUGAGUCUAUGUCAUGACAGGAUAGGAAAACACAGUUGAAAUAAUGGGAAUGGCCAUGGAACAGGAUAGGGGCACCACUGCUCUAAAUGAUGAAGCUCUAAAUGAUGAAUGCUCCAGAAACUGGGUUGGUAAGCACAAGAUAGAGGCAAGGCAGUGUAAUUUUAAAAGGACUUUGCUCCUUUCAAUUUUCCUUAGCUUGUCUGAGAUACUGACCUGUACAUUUUGAACAUAUUAAAGAGUAACUAAGUAUUCUGAGCAGAAAUAGCAGCAUUUGGUGUAGUUGCACUUUUGAUUUGAUGAGCCUGUGAUGUGCUAGAUCCCUUUAACUAAUGUAUAUGUCCAUUUUGCAUUUUAUUUGCAAAUAUAAGUGAACAGUAUAUAUUUCUAGGAUUAUACCAUUUAGGAAACAGGUUUACAUAAACAUAAAUAUCCAAAUCUAUUCUAUUUGGCUGAAUUAUGUCAAAGUAAUCAAGUAGAAUACUGAAAAGUGUAAGUACGUAAUAAAAUGCAACUCAAGAAUAGGCUGCUCCUUAAUGUCAUUUUUUCAAAAGUUCUACUUGUGUUUCAUUCAAGCUGCUGUGAUGGAGUGGGGAAUUAUGCCUUUACUGCUGCAGUAUAAUCUGAUGAUCCAUGGACUGUUUACCAUUACUUUCAGAUAGGACUGUUUAAAGGAAUCUUACACAAUAUAGCAGCUUUGAUGUCACUCCAUCUGUGCAGAUGACAACAGCAGAAACUCCAUAGUUUAAAAUCCAGGUAUUUACUGACCUGGGUGAAGUAGAUUUUGACACGCCCUUUUAUAGCACAUCACCUUAUUUGACUUCAAGAAAAUUCAAAAUCCAAAAGCUGCUGUUUACUUGUACAGUACACAGAUAUCUAUGAGCAGCUAUGCAGUAAGUAACUAUGUAAGCUAUCAGAAAGCUAAGCCAUAUCCAUCUAACUUGUAAAAUAAACAAUGUGUUCACUAUCUGUGGCACCUGAUAUAAAGGCAAGAGUCUCAGCACAAGCCCUCCUGUUAUUCCUGCAACUUUCUGAAAUCAGAACAAUCCUGUUAUAAAUAGAUGCUACUAUGGACUCAUUCAGGAAACCACUAAGAAAACAUAGUUUCUCUUCAACAGUUACUACAUUUUAAGAUCAACAGCACUGCUCCACAAGCAUUGGGAAAUUCAGGAGGUAGACUUGAGCUUAGUUUUUCUACCUACACUCAUGCUGGUUUUGGGGUCUCAGUAACACAGGAGGGGAGAACACCAGCCUUACCAAGACUUCCCCUGUUUCAUACAGGGCUCAUCUUUAGGUCUUCUUUAUGUAACUUAGUAGUUCAUCUUUUUCCAUCCGGUAACCACUUUUCUUCCACUGUUCACGCAACUGCUGUAGCAGGGCCCCAAUUUCCUUCCCUGAAGAAAUACCCACUUUCCUGAUGUCAUGUCCACUCACAGGGAACGGCGGGACAGACCACUGCUGCAUCUCUUUGAGAAGACCAUGCUCUCCUUGGUACUUCAGCAGCUCACAAACACGGGCAGUUGCAUCUGGUUCCCUAGACUAAAUGACACAGUUUUAUCACAUACUAAACACUCACAAUUUCAUUCUACUAUUUAAAUACUUACAUCAAAUCUACAGUGUGAAAAAGUUACUUUUCUCUAGUUAGUGAGAACUAUUUUCUGCUCAGACCUAAUACAUACUUACGUCUAUCACAAAGUCUUGGUAUGGUUUCAAUGGUUCUGAACUAUCUGUUGCUUUAAUCAAGUCUUUCCUGUUUUUAACUAUAAAUAAACCCAGGUUUUUCUCCUCUUUUGAAAUUUUCAAUCUCAAGUCCAAUUUUGUGACAUCAUCUUGUACUUUGAAUAAAGAAGCCAAAAGAGUCAUUGGUUUUGGUGAAAAGCCUUCAACAUUUUUACUGACUUUGUUAAAUUCUUCUAAAUUUGCAUUAGCAGGUAAACCUGUAAACAAAAGAGAAAAGUCAUUUUUUUCUUAACUACAAAACCCUCACUCACCUCUUAAACUAUGCAGAUUUUUAAGAAUGUGUAGUGUUCUUUCUCCACUGCUUAUUAUCAGCCCAUUCGUCACUCCCUUAACUCCUAGAAGAAAUCUAUCAUGUUCCUGUUUCCUGUAGCAGCAUGUCUUGUGAAGCUCAGGAGCUGUGAUCAUAUCAGGUACCAGCAUAUGCCUUCUCAGUCAUGAUCCUGUCUGCACACAUUCCCUACUCAGCAAUUGUAUGUUCUUGUAAAACAGUCAAAGUUACUGUCUAAAAUAUACUGGCUAUAGUUAUUAAUUUCCUUUCUAUAUAUUAAGUGUUUUGUGAAAGAGCUUAUUAUACAUUAACUUAUUGCUUCAUCCUCCUCUCUAUGAAGUAGCUUUUAUUUUGAACCCUUUGUGAUUAUAAACCAACCCAACCUGCAAAACCAGUAAGCUUCAUCAAAUUCAGGUGUUCUCUCUGAACUAUUCUUUACCAAUAAAUAAACUAUUUCCAUCUUUAAUCCCAAA
Messenger RNA from Mus musculus (house mouse), 4054 nucleotides. RefSeq names its product cereblon (gene Crbn). Gene Ontology annotation, molecular function: ubiquitin-like ligase-substrate adaptor activity; transmembrane transporter binding. The transcript is spliced from 11 exons. The record is from RefSeq and is marked reviewed. Bases 31 to 1368 code for a protein of 445 amino acids. Lineage: Eukaryota; Metazoa; Chordata; Mammalia; Rodentia; Muridae. Gene Ontology annotation, biological process: protein ubiquitination; positive regulation of Wnt signaling pathway; proteasome-mediated ubiquitin-dependent protein catabolic process. Gene Ontology annotation, cellular component: nucleus; perinuclear region of cytoplasm; membrane.